ACCUUAUGCACAGUGAGGACUGUUCAUUUAUGGUAGUCUGAGAGAGAUGCACACAUAGUCAGAGAGGAAGACCCUUACAGGCAGGUGCAGAGAGAGACAGUUAGAACAUGACAGAGGAAGAUAAGAUAAGUGAAAUGGCUCAGGAGUCCAACCAGACCCAAGUGCUCUGUGCGACUGGUUGUGGGUUCUACGGGAACCCACGUAAUAAUGGCAUGUGCUCAGUGUGCUACAAAGAUUCCUUACAGCGACAGAACAACAGUGGCAGAUCCAGUGACACAGUGUCUUCUAGCAAAAGCAGUAUUGGAGAAUCUAUGACGGUACAAUCGACGUCACAGCAUGAACAACACAGAUCUUCUCUCAGCAUCCUCUCCAGUCAGAUUUUGUCAACACCAGCAGCAGCUGCGCAUAAAGGUGAAGCUUCAGGAGUUGCUCAAGCAGCUCUGAAAACACAGGAAGUACCAGAUGAAGUGUCAAGCAGCAGAUUGACAAGAAACAUUCAGGAGAAAGCUACUACAGACCAGCUGCUUACAGCAGGUAUCUCAAUGGAGUAUAGCAUAUCAAGAGGAAAGAGAAAACUAGAAGAAACUUCUGUGCAAGUAGACUUUCGACUGUCUGAAUCAGAUGCAGUCUCAGAGCAGACCUCUGACGUACCAGACCAGUCAAAACCCAAGAAGAACCGCUGCUUCACAUGUCGCAAAAAAGUGGGGCUCACUGGCUUCGACUGCAGAUGUGGACACUUAUUUUGUACCGUUCACCGAUACUCUGACACUCACAACUGUAGUUUUGAUUACAAGGCUGAUGCAGCUGAAAAAAUAAGGAAAGAAAACCCUCUCAUCAUCGGGGAGAAAGUCAAGAAAAUUUGAGCUGUGGAUUGCAAAGAUGUUUUGGCCCUCCCUUCCCCAACACCUUUUUCAAGACCCUUAAAGUUGUAUGUGCCACAAUUAACCACAUCUACGCAAGUUUGUUUAGUGCCUUUUUUUGUUUUAUUUGACCUCUCAAAUAUAUUUACUUUAAAAAUACUGUGGUUUGUCAACUACUAAAUAUUUAUAUAAUUGCAGCAUUAGGUUAAUUCCCUAAAUGAGUGUUUUUUCUGAUAUACUGAGACAACUUGGGUGGCUGUGCAUUGUGCAAAGCUUGCAUUUUAAAACCAUUGCCAGAUUUUGCCUUCGUUUUUUGUUUUAGAUUCUUGAAAUCAGGAGUAUAAGCAAUACAGUUACAGAUAUUUACUUUCAAUUAAAAAAAAGGUCCUUUUCAACCUUAUUUCAAAUAAAGGGGCUCAUACAAGUAAUUUCAAAUAUACAAACGAUUAUGCAUGUGCGACUGCGUUCUCCAAAUUAACACAUUUUUUGCACUUCACUACAGACUGUGAUUACUUUUUUAUUGUUCAUAUAUGAGUGAAAGUUUUAUUUAUAUAGUUCAUUUAUGAGUGAAAGUUUUAUUUAUGUUUGUGUGUUCACUGCAUUCAUGUUCAAUAAAAUGACAAAUCACACUGUAGCAAGGGGUAUAGUGAAUCAAUUCAUCUUGCUAUAAUAUCGCUGUUUAUUAUUAUUAUUAUUAGUCAAAUGCUUUAUAAGACACUUGCUUUGGAAUCUGAGCUCUGAGAUAAAUGAAAUAUGACUGAUUUUAAUACAAGACUGGAAUAAAUGGUCAUUUACAUAUUACAUGCCUCUGUUUACUAUCUGAAAGUGUUGCCAAGUCUGCAGGUUUCCUGCCAAAUUGGGCUGCUUAAUUUGUUGCAGGAAGAUAUUUUUUUCAGAACUCAUAGAGGAAUCGUAUGAUUUCGUUUGAGUUGGCUAAAUUGUGGCUAAAUCGUAAUCAUACGAGUUGGGUUGUAUGACUUUGUGUAACUUACACCAGCCCAUCAGGUGACUCCAUCUCCUAAAACUACUUACAAUUACUUUCUUCCAUCAUACACAACAUACUCUUUAUGCUUCAGAUCAUGCUUAGGGACUACUUUAUGGUUAGGUUUGGAUAUAGAUUUUGGGUUAGGACAUAAAAUUAAUUGGCAUGCACACAACGUCUGACCUGCAGAACUUUUGCUUACAAAGGCUAAUUUAUACUUGCUAUACUUUUGUUCUGCCAAAUGUGUUCGUUUGGUGAUAUUUUUCCUGUUCACUCACAUCUCUGAAAUUCUUGACCUGGGAGAACUAGACUGGUCGAAGAGCAUUGAAGAUUAGUUAAAACUAAUCAUGGGUGGGGUUUGGAU
Molecule: messenger RNA, 2206 nt
Organism: Myxocyprinus asiaticus (Chinese sucker)
Lineage: Eukaryota; Metazoa; Chordata; Actinopteri; Cypriniformes; Catostomidae
Gene: zfand6
Product: zinc finger, AN1-type domain 6
Exons: 7
Coding region: 108-863 (251 amino acids)
Biological process (GO): protein targeting to peroxisome
Molecular function (GO): DNA binding; zinc ion binding; polyubiquitin modification-dependent protein binding
Source: RefSeq, a predicted model, not a curated record